This is a messenger RNA of Toxorhynchites rutilus septentrionalis, 1722 nucleotides long. RefSeq names its product transmembrane protein 42. Lineage: Eukaryota; Metazoa; Arthropoda; Insecta; Diptera; Culicidae. Bases 92 to 493 code for a protein of 133 amino acids. Gene Ontology annotation, cellular component: membrane. The record is from RefSeq and is a predicted model, not a curated record. The transcript has 3 exons.
UUUCGAAAACAACGAAGCAUUGAUUUUCUUAAUAAAAUUCAUUUGUCAUACAAUCAUAUGUAUUCAAUUAACACUAAUCGUCUGUGAUAAGAUGAACCAGAAUAAACCCUAUUAUGCAGUUGUGUCGGGUUUGUGUGCAGCAUUAGCUAGUUUUUCUGGAAAACUGAGUUCAUACAGUCAACAUCUUGCACGACAUAUCGGCAAUGAACAGCUCGAUAAUUUCGCUCUAAUUCUUUGCCUCGGUAUAAUGGUGCUGCUGAAUGCUUGCGUAUGGCGAUUCUUCGUCAAGGCCCUCCACUCCAACGGAGGAACACUGGUGGCAUCGUUAGUGAGUGCAGCGACGAAUUAUAUUGUGUCGGCCAUUAUCGGAUGGAUGUUCUUUCAUGAGAAAACAACUGCUGUUUGGUGGUUUGGAACCGUACUGGUUUUAGGAGGCUUACUGCUCAUAGUAUACGAUGGGGAGGCGGAGAAGACAAAAAGCAAACCGAGUUAGUCAAUAAAAAUUUUAUGUAUGUGAAAAGUUUUAAUAUAAAUAUAUAUUGUAAAAACAUUUUUUACUUAUGUUGUAAAGUACUCUUGUCAUACAAGUUCUAAAUCGGUCACAAACGAAAAGCGAAGCUGCUGCAAAAAAAAACCUCACUCAAAGCGUUGUUCUUACCGCCGUUUUUGCUCUACUAAUGGUCGCCACAACAGGAUUGAUGAUAACGUAUAGCGUCACGGCAAAGAUUCCGAUCAGCAGCGAUAGACGAACGCGCUCAUUGUUGUCUUCCUGGAACCAAGCCGAGUACACUCCCAGCCCUAUGGUUACCAUUCCCAUAACGUAAGUCACAGUUCCAGCGAUACCGUGCAUGAUCUUCGAAUAGAUUGGUCGCAUUAUGUGGCGCAACUGGAAGCCGUAUUUCGUGAAAACACCACCAGCGAUCGAGAUAAUUGUGAGAACGAAGGUGAUUAAUCCGACUAUAGCGUGAAGCGUUUGAAAAUGGGCUUUGCCCAUGCGAAUCUUGUUCAGGACGAUGCACACGAAGGCAAUCGUGAUCAGAGUUCCGGCGAUUGCCUGCAGCAGCCAGUGGAUCACGAUUCGAGUUUUGUAGUGGCGCUUGUAUGUGAGAAAAUUACCGCCGGAAAGUGUCAUGACAGCUUGCGACAUGAAAAUGAUAUACUGUGGAGCAAAGUGGGAGAAGAGAAACAGAUAUUAACUUUUAACAUAAUAGUGUCACCAUAUUUUUGGCACCACCCUGAUAAAACAAAGCAUAUCAGCCACUGCAACAGGUGUUAUGUUUAACUUACCCCGGCGCUCAUCAGCGAAGGAUGCCACGAAAACAAAACGGUAGCCUUAUUGAAGCAGUGAUAAGUGAUGAAGCCUGCUAUCGUGAACACCAGGAAAUUUGCCAACACAUUUACUAGGAUCAACCGUUUGCUCAGCAUCCUCACAGGUUGGGGUCUAUUGGAGGGUAUUUGUUGAUGUGUCUUGUCCUCUCGUGACGGUGAGUUUUCGUUCCUGUGUCCGAGAGCCUCAGCUGUAGAAACGAUUUCAUCAGCCUCUACGUCCCCCAUAACGCUGAUAAUCUCUUCGCUGUUGCUUUCUUCGCCGCUAUGAUGAUAGCUGCUAUUCCUUCGACUUCCCGGGGGCAGGUCUUUGUGAUCUAAAUCAGCUGGAAAAACAUAAACAAAGCUGUCAGUUAAGUAAACACUCAGGGCUGUGAAGUUUCGUUAACUUUAGUU